AAUGAACAUCACGCUCCAGUGGCUUCGUGACCUUGCAAAGAUUAUAUUUUGAAAGAGAAUGUAUAUGGAGCUUACAAUGUUCAUUUACUUUACAUAUACACAAGGAAUAAGACAAAGUUGUGAUUCAGGCGUUAUAGUUUUGGUAAAUGCAUGUAGAAUGUAUAUUAGAGAUCAAUGGUAAGGUUUGAACACUCACUAUGUAAUGUUAACUAUUGAUCUCAGACCUUUUAGCAGUCGCAAACGGAAUGAGUAGAAGGAUAUUGUAUAUUGUGGGAUUACAUGGGAUGCAUGUAAGACAAUGUAGGUUUCAUGUGUUGAAGUGAUAAUAUACAUUCUACAUGCGUUUACCAUAAUUGUAAAAGCAAAAACUUAAACCGAAUCAAAUCCUCUAUAAAGGCGGAUAUUUGUACUUCCCAAGUACCAUGUUAAAUCUCACACAUAUCAUAACGAGUAUAUCGAACAGUGAGUCAAGGUCGAAGCAUGCGAAUAAAGUCGACGUUUGAUUUGAAAUAACGUUCUUGUUGUUGUUGAUUCUUAGGUAUCUGAUAGAUAGCUUGUUUCCCCACCUGGUGUCUUCAAUGAUUUUCAAUUAUCCAUUCGUAUAAUAUCACCGCUAUUUUACCUUUAACGUUCAAUGGAAUGUGUUUCGCCAGGUAAUCGAGACUGUGUUCUCCGGCGUUGACGUUUUAGGUCUUGUUGAUCAUGCAAAGGGAUACACACGUGUGCACAAUUUGUCAGCAAUGAGUUAUUAUCAUAGAGCGUUAUCUUGAGUAUUAUCCUCUUGACAUCAGAGUUUGUAAAAUCUAAAAUCAGCGAAUACCUUCAGCAUUUAUUGUAAUUCGGCAUUAUAUGUGUCCAUAAGACAAUAAGCGCUAUUAUCAACCAAUAUAUGGGAGGAAGUUUGAUAACGUCGUUGCUAAAUCAACCGUUUUUCAAAUUCAGAAUUUGCCAAACUAUUUUCUUUCUUCCCAUAAAUGAUUACCACAUGACUGAUAACUUCCAACUCCCAUUUAAGACUAGUUUUAAUGGGGAGAAAAUUCAGGUGUUUAAUUUCAACCUUUUCUAUUCUCCCCUGGCGUCGACCCAACAUCACGAGCGCAACAAAUUAUGAGACUUUGGGCAUUCCUUUACACGUAGGGCGAUUAUUGCGGUGUGACCUUUGUCUACCGCCUGUCUAGCCAUAUCAAUGUCAGCUCAACCAAAACCUCAUAGUGAUACGUGUGGGUUCGGGACGGAAGUUGAAUGGUAAAUGUUCCCGUAAGUUAAACAUGGAUGCUGACAAGCUGCCCAAUGGAAGUCUUCAUAUUAACGACUAUGAAAAAUAUUUCAACAAAACUGCUAGACGAUUAACAUCCUCGAUGUUGGGGGGAGCCGUGAACUAUUUUGGGUCGGACCUACUGUAUCUGGCCGGAGGACUUCCAAACUCGGACAUGUUCCUGAUCACAGCGGCAAAGAUAAAACUAAGAGAUGGUCGAACCGUAAACAUAGCUGACGAUGAGAUGGAAGUGGCACUCCAGUACAACAAGAGUGCGGGGAAACCCGAAAUGCUUAAAUGGCUAACUGAGUUGAUGCGACGUCUCCACGAUCCACCUACACUCCCUUCUCAUGGCGUCUCCCCUUCAGCAAACAGCGACAUGAUCACAAUCUCCACGUAUGGUUGUACUGAGGCCAUUAGCAAGAUCAUAGGACUGGUGUUGGAGGAAGGGGACUCGCUGCUGGUCGAGGAAUCAACUUACUCCACGGUUAUGAAUGUGAUUGAACCACUGGGUUGCAAACCAGUGACUGUCAAGAACGACGCAGAUGGAUUGAUACCCUCGGAUCUUAGUAACAUCCUGAUUUCCUGGAACGAGGCUGUAUCCGGGCCUCGGCCAAAACUCCUAUACUGUGUUCCGGUUGGUGGAAAUCCGACAGGUGCCAACCUCACUUUGAAGAGAAAGAAGGAGGUUUAUGCUUUGGCGAGAAAAUACGACCUGUUAAUCAUCGAAGACGACCCGUACUAUAUGCUCCAAUUUACAAGGCCUCUCAUACCCAGCUUGCUGUCAUUAGACGUAGAUGGGCGUGUCCUCAGAUGUGACUCUUUCUCUAAAAUGCUAGCUGCUGGUGCAAGGAUUGGGUAUUUGAGCGGUCCAAAACAGUUCCUGGAAAAAUUCAUUGAAUGGAAGGACGUAAAUGCUUUCCCAAACAGCCUAGCAGAGACCAUCGUAUGGAAAGUCUUGCAGAACAUGGGGCAUGAUGGCUUCAUUGAACAUGGGUGCCGUGUUGCCAACUUCUACCACAAGAGGUCACAACAUGCUUCACGGAUAGCUGAGGCAUAUCUUAAAGGUUUGGCGGAGUGGUCUGAUCCUGUGGCUGGGAUGUUCCUGUGGAUGAAGCUACUGGGUGUAGAGGACUCCAGACCCAUCUGUCAGAAGCUGAUCCAGAAAGGGGCUGUAGUGGUUCAGGGACACAUCUUCUGUCCUGCCUCGGUGAACUCCCCUUAUAUCAGAGUAUCUUACUCUUAUGCGUCAGAGGAAGAUUUGGCCAAGGCCUUCUCCUGGCUGGCCGAUAUCCUUAAGGAACAAUCGAAACAAUGAAGAGCAUCCUAUGAUUUGGAAAAUAUCUAUUUGGAAAGAGAAUGUAUAUUGAACCAUCUAGUUUGUACUUUACAUACAUGUACACUUGUACGUAUAAAUACAUAAAAUUGUUUGAUUCAUGUGGUAUUCAUUUUUGGUAAAUAUUACCUGUAAAAUGUAUCAUCACUUUGAAAUAGAAAAUCGUCAGUGUAUUACAUUGAUACCAAUCCUUUUUCCCCCUUGAUGCCGAGCGUCAGGAAGUGUGACAAGUUCCAUCCUUCAAGGCGACAUUCCACUCUCUGGUCAGACACCAUGGGAGAAGUGAACAGAGGAAUGAAUAUUAGGUACAUGGGUAUUGUAAUUAUCACAAAAAUGUACCAUAAAAAUGCAAUAAACCAUCCUAUUAUUUACAAUUGAA
Molecule: messenger RNA, 2970 nt
Organism: Haliotis rufescens (red abalone)
Lineage: Eukaryota; Metazoa; Mollusca; Gastropoda; Lepetellida; Haliotidae
Product: kynurenine/alpha-aminoadipate aminotransferase, mitochondrial-like
Exons: 12
Coding region: 1269-2573 (434 amino acids)
Biological process (GO): biosynthetic process
Molecular function (GO): pyridoxal phosphate binding; transaminase activity
Source: RefSeq, a predicted model, not a curated record